CCCCGCCCCUCCCGCGCCCCGCACUGGCCCCGCCCCUGACUCCGCCCUUCUUGGCCUCUCCCGCGCGACCUCGGCAGCGGCUGCGGUGACUCCUCCCGGCCCGCAGAGCCGUGGCCAUGGCUGUCACCGCCGAGGGCUCCCGCAGAAAGGAGCGGAUCCUCUGUCUGUUCGACGUGGACGGGACCCUCACGCCGGCUCGCCAGAAAAUUGACCCUGAGAUAUCAGCCUUCCUGCAGAAGCUGCGAAGUAGGGUGCAGAUCGGUGUGGUGGGCGGCUCUGACUACUCUAAGAUUGCGGAGCAGCUGGGUGAUGGGGAUGAAGUCAUUGAGAAGUUUGAUUACGUGUUUGCUGAGAAUGGGACCGUGCAGUACAAGCAUGGAAGGCUGCUCUCCAAGCAGACCAUCCAGAACCAGCUGGGGGAGGAGCUGCUGCAGGACUUGAUCAACUUCUGCCUCAGCUAUAUGGCUGUGCUCAGACUGCCCAAGAAGCGUGGGACCUUCAUUGAGUUCCGGAAUGGCAUGCUUAACAUCUCACCCAUCGGCCGCAGCUGCACCCUGGAGGAGAGGAUUGAGUUCUCUGAACUGGACAAGAAGGAAAAGAUCCGGGAGAAGUUUGUAGAAGCCCUGAAGACAGAGUUUGCCGGAAAGGGGCUGAGGUUCUCCCGAGGAGGCAUGAUCAGCUUUGAUGUCUUCCCUGAGGGCUGGGAUAAGCGCUAUUGCCUGGAUAGCCUGGAUGAGGACAGCUUUGACAUCAUCCACUUCUUUGGGAAUGAGACCAGUCCUGGUGGGAACGACUAUGAGAUCUAUGCUGACCCCCGGACCGUCGGCCACAGCGUGGUCUCCCCUCAGGACACCAUGCAACGAUGCCGAGAGCUUUUCUUCCCAGAGACAGCCCAUGAGGCAUGAUGGUACCUGCAGCUGAGCAUUGUGACUUCCAAAAAAGCUCUGCCAAGCCUGAAGAGAGAACUAUGAGGUGCCAGCGUGCUCCUUCCUCGAGCCUAGAACGCAGCCUCAUGUGGGCCACUACAAGGCCCAGCCACACAGAACCAGGGUCUGUGUGGCAACUGUCCCCAGAUAGGUAGCUCCUGACAAGAUGGGUUCCUGUACUCUGCCCUUAAUGGCCUGGCCUCAGAUGCUGCUGGUCUUCCAGAACAGACCAGGUCUCCGUCCACCCUGGAGGGAAGUGUGUGCAAGUUGUGCCAUGGAACCUGCUGGGCCACCACAGACAGAGGGAAGAGCAGCAGGGAAGGACACUGCUCAGAGGACUUUGUCACUUUGUGUUCUAGUAAAGGUCCCAGGAUAAGACGUA
Molecule: messenger RNA, 1308 nt
Organism: Nannospalax galili (Upper Galilee mountains blind mole rat)
Lineage: Eukaryota; Metazoa; Chordata; Mammalia; Rodentia; Spalacidae
Gene: Pmm1
Product: phosphomannomutase 1
Exons: 8
Coding region: 117-905 (262 amino acids)
Biological process (GO): protein N-linked glycosylation; GDP-mannose biosynthetic process; mannose metabolic process
Cellular component (GO): cytosol
Molecular function (GO): phosphomannomutase activity
Source: RefSeq, a predicted model, not a curated record